Molecule: messenger RNA, 1129 nt
Organism: Carcharodon carcharias (great white shark)
Lineage: Eukaryota; Metazoa; Chordata; Chondrichthyes; Lamniformes; Lamnidae
Gene: sri
Product: sorcin
Exons: 8
Coding region: 128-778 (216 amino acids)
Molecular function (GO): calcium ion binding
Source: RefSeq, a predicted model, not a curated record
UUGCAUUGUUUGAUUGGAGGAGUUGUCCUCCCCUGUGGAGAGUGAAAGCGAUUUGUGUGUUGCCAGUUGGGGAAGAGGAAGUGGAGCUGUAACUGCAUCCAGAAGCUGAUACUGACACACUCAGACAAUGGCUUAUCCUGGAUACGGAGCGCAAUUUUCUCAGUAUGGUGGUGCACCAGGAGCUCCAGGUGGUGCAGGAUAUCCCGGGGCUGGUGGUCAAGGGUAUCCAGGGGCUCCUGGAGCUGGAGGUUAUGGAGCAUUCCCAGGCCAACAGCAGGACCCACUCUAUGGAUACUUUGCUGCAGUGGCUGGUCAAGAUGGUCAGAUAGAUGCUGAGGAACUUCAGAGAUGUCUUACUCAAUCUGGCAUCAGUGGCAACUACAAACCAUUCAGCAUGGAGACCUGCAGGCUAAUGAUUUCGAUGUUAGAUCGAGAUAUGUCCGGCACGAUGGGUUUUCCAGAAUUCAAAGAGUUGUGGACAGUUUUGAGUAACUGGCGGCAGAACUUUUCUACUUUUGACCGAGACCGGAGUGGAACUGUAGAGCCCCAGGAACUACAACAAGCUAUUAGUGCUAUGGGGUACAGAUUGUCCCCUCAAGGUUUGAACGGAAUAAUAAAACGAUAUAGCACCCAUGGGAAGAUCUCUUUUGAUGAUUAUGUAGCCUGUUGUGUGAGACUCCGGGCUCUGACAGAGGCCUUCAGAAGAAGAGAUGCAUCCCAACAAGGAGUUGUUAAUUUUGCAUAUGAUGAUUUCAUCAUGUGCACCAUGACUAUUUAACUGAAGCAAGAUUGAAAAGGAAACUAUACUUUCCAAAGGAACCUAAGCUCUUCUAUUUGAGUGCCCAGUCUAAUAGCCAGCUGCAACAUUAUGCAAAUGUUACACAGUAUAUAUGUAAAGAGAUGUGCAUGAUAUGGAAUAUAUGAGUUUUGGCUGAUUAUAUAAUGCUGCACUAGAUAACUGCUGUGAAAUCAGUUAACUUUUUAAUAAUGAUGGACAUUGAUUUUUGUACUGAAUUUGCCAAAUAAUGCUUGGUUUGAUAGUGAACAUUUUGAAAGCUUAUAUAAGCAACAAAAAACAAUGUAGCUUCCAUAAUGAGGGUAUUGAAUUCAAAUACAUAAGUUGCACAAA